Plutella xylostella (diamondback moth) is the source of this 2539-nucleotide messenger RNA. RefSeq names its product SPG7 matrix AAA peptidase subunit, paraplegin (gene Spg7). Gene Ontology annotation, cellular component: membrane; m-AAA complex. The record is from RefSeq and is a predicted model, not a curated record. Gene Ontology annotation, biological process: mitochondrial protein processing. Lineage: Eukaryota; Metazoa; Arthropoda; Insecta; Lepidoptera; Plutellidae. Gene Ontology annotation, molecular function: metalloendopeptidase activity; ATP hydrolysis activity; ATP-dependent peptidase activity.
CUCUGAGCUCUCUUCACUUGGUUUUUAAAAAAACAAGAAUGAAUAGCAAGCGUAUGCCGAAGAAAACAUAAAAAUGUUAACCGUAAAGAAAUUAACCGCUGGUGUUCAAACAAAAUUGUAUUCAGUAAAACCUAAAGAAUGUGCUGGUCUAAAUACCAGUAGGCUGUUCGGUAAACAAUCCUCCAACGAUCUUGUGAAGAUUUGCAGAUCUUUUUCUGUGUUGCACAAUCUUACUUGUAAUUCACGAAAUCCGCAACUUCGUCAUUUCAAUUCUGAGUAUAAGGCAGCAUGUUCCUUAUUGAGACGAUCAAAUCUGCCGAACCUGACCACCUUUCUCAAUAACCAUGCCAGCUAUAGAGGCUUACACACAACACCUAGUGGACAGAACCAGGAUGAUAAUAAAAAGAAAGAAGAUGACAAGAACAAGAAAGAAGAUGAAGGUUUGCCAUCGUUGAUGAUGAAAGUGGCCUUCUGGAUGUUCACAACCUGCAUCCUGGUCAUAGCCAGCACCCUGCUAGUCCCCGGAGACAACACUCAAAAUGAGCUAAUAAGGUAUGUGUCAUGGAAUGAGUUUGUUUACUCCAUGCUGUCGAAGGGCGAAGUUGAGGAGUUGAUAGUCCGUCCUGACCUGGAGGUGGUCACCAUCAUCCUGUACGAAGGAGCCGUCAUCAAAGGAAAAAGGAACAUGCACCGAGUGUAUCAUAUGAACGUCGGAGAUAUCCAGCGGUUCGAGGAGAAACUCCGGGAAGUAGAACAGCAGUUGGGAGUAAAGGAGGGGGUCCGGGUGAUCUAUGAUAGGAACGGAAGUGUCGCCGGCAAGAUCAUAACGACGCUUCUGAUUGGAGCUGUCAUACUGUCCUUCUUAUACUCUACGAAGUCUCGAAUGAAUAUUAACUUGGGAGGAUUUAGUCAACUUGGUCGAGCUAAGUUCACGUUAGUAGAUUCUAUGACCGGACAAGGCAAAGGAGUGAAGUUUUCAGAUGUGGCUGGUUUGAAAGAAGCUAAAAUCGAAAUUAUGGAGUUUGUUGAUUACCUGAAGAGGCCUGAACAUUAUAAGAACUUGGGGGCUAAGGUUCCGAAAGGGGCACUACUGUUGGGCCCGCCUGGUUGCGGCAAGACCCUGCUGGCCAAGGCAGUGGCUUCUGAGGCUAAUGUGCCAUUCUUGUCUAUGAACGGAUCGGAGUUCAUCGAAAUGAUUGGUGGCCUCGGGGCCGCUAGGGUCAGAGACCUAUUCAAAGAGGCAGCAAAACGCGCACCAUGCAUCGUCUACAUCGACGAGAUGGACGCGGUGGGUCGCGCCCGCGCCGGCGGCCCGCAGAGCUUCGGCCCGGGCGGCGGCGAGUCUGAGCAGACCCUCAACCAGUUGCUGGUGGAGAUGGACGGCAUGAAGAGCAGAGAGGGGGUGGUGGUGCUCGCCAGUACUAAUAGGGCUGAUGUGCUGGAUAAGGCUUUAUUACGACCGGGCCGCUUCGACCGCCACAUUCUUAUAGACCUGCCGACACUGAUAGAAAGAGAAGAAAUAUUCGAGAGACAUCUCAAGAAUAUCGUCCUUGAACCUCUUCCAGCUUAUUACGUGAAGAGACUAGCCUACCUAACCCCGGGGUUCAGCGGCGCGGACAUAGCCAACGUCUGCAACGAGGCGGCGCUGCACGCGGCGAGGCACAAGCAGAGCGUCGUCAAGACUGCUGAUCUGGAGUAUGCCGUGGAGAGAGUCGUCGGUGGCACCGAAAAACGCAACCACGCCAUAUCGCCAGCAGAGAAGAAGAUAGUGGCAUACCACGAGUCGGGCCACGCGCUGGUCGGUUGGCUGCUCGAGCAUACUGACGCCUUGCUGAAGGUCACCAUAGUGCCGCGGACCACCAUGGCCUUGGGAUUCGCGCAGUACACCACCUCGGAUCAGAAGCUAUACUCUAAGGAGGAGUUGUUCGACCGUAUGUGCAUGGCGCUGGGCGGGCGGGCGGCGGAAGCCAUCAUAUUCAACUCGAUCACGAGCGGCGCCCAGAAUGAUCUGGAGAAGGUCACCAAGAUCGCCUAUGCUCAGAUCCGAGUGUAUGGCAUGUCUCCAACGGUUGGACUGGUUUCAUUUCCUGAUGAGAAACAGUUUGGCAAGAGUCCCUACAGUAAGACGCUAAAGAAUCUUAUAGAUUUGGAAGCCAGGAAAUUGAUUGCCAAAGCGUACUACAGAACCGAAGAAAUACUGAGGACGAAUAACGACAAACUAGAGAUGCUGGCAAAAGAACUGUUAAAGAAGGAGACUCUGAACUAUCAGCAAGUGCAGGAUCUGAUCGGACCUCCUCCAUUCAAGAAGAAGUUCAUAGAUCCAGUGGAAUUCGAGAAUUCGCUUAAGAACCUGGAGCAAGCUGCCAGCGAGGGAGGCGAGACCCAGACCGGAGCCCCGUCGUCGCCCAAAAACACACAAAACAUUUUAUAACUUGCUUACAAGAUUUGUUGUAAUUUAAAUUGUAGAUAAAAUCUUUGUAAAAUACUGCAUCUGCCUAAGCAUUUGAGAAUAAAAAUAAAUACUUAUUUAUGAACUCAC